Molecule: messenger RNA, 3048 nt
Organism: Pseudopodoces humilis (Tibetan ground-tit)
Lineage: Eukaryota; Metazoa; Chordata; Aves; Passeriformes; Paridae
Gene: SPICE1
Product: spindle and centriole associated protein 1
Biological process (GO): metaphase chromosome alignment; regulation of centriole replication; mitotic spindle assembly
Cellular component (GO): spindle; centriole; centrosome
Source: RefSeq, a predicted model, not a curated record
UCCCUCCCCUUCCCGUAGCCGCGAUGUCGCUGCUCCGCGGGCCGCGGCCCCGCACCGCCGGCAAGAAGGGCCCCAGAAAGCCGGCGGCGGCCAGGCGGGACUGGGAUAGUACCGUCCAUGAUUUGACAGUGCACCGUGCAACUCCUGAGGAUAUUCUCCGUCGCCGUGAAAUACACAAAUCAAAAAACAAAGCACUGGCACAUCUGGAACUCCAGGAGAAAGCGCUGAACAGAAAAUGGAAGAAGCAAAAGCAGCUGGAUGCGGAUUCAUUGGAGAAAAGGAAAUUGGCUCUGAUGCGUGAGAUUCUGUCUGAUCGGUACCAUUUGCAAGAUGUAUUGGAACGAUCUGGUCAGGUUAUGGCUGUGGCAAAAGACUUGCUUGGGGAUGCUCCUCGCACACGAACAGGUAUUCCUAAUGUAACAAUGGCUCCUAACUGUCACCUAGAAUCAUCUCAAGGACCCAUUGUACAAAAAAGUCAUCCUUCCAGUCAGCUUUCUACCCUUAGUGAAUCUGUCAUGGAUUUCCAGGCUCUUAGUGAAGAGGAGGAGGAAGCAUUAUCAGAAGAUGGACACCAUGACGUUUUGGGUUUCAAAUCCAGCAUCAAUUCUGACAGGCUGCUUCGGUUGUUGAGAGAAGAAAAUUCCUUGGUGAAUUCUCAGUUGUGGGUUGAAAAGGAUAUGAGAAAAACCACCUUACCACAGAAGUCAAAUGUGCCUUGCACUCCCACAGCUGUUUCUCCUUCAUUGGAUCAGUCAGCCCUCAAUGCUACCAGUGUAAUCAAGAGAACCCAUUCAAGACUUCGGAAUGAAGAUGAAGAAGAGUCUGUAGACUCUGGUGACAGUGUGAGACAAGUGCUGAACCCAAACUCAAGGAAACAAAAACAAAUUGCAGCAAAGAUGAAAAGAAAGCAAGCUGCACAGAACUCUGCAAGACAGAAGAGAGAUGAUUCUCCAACUAAUUUAAUCCAGACUAACCUUCAAAGGGACAACAAAUCCGGUCUAGAUGUUCUCAACCACAUGAUCCAGGAAGUAGAGCAUGAACUGGAGGAAUAUGAGCGAUGUACAGGACGUGAGGUCCAAAAAAAAGAGAGAAGUGAAGGCCUGUCUGGGUUUACUCUGUCACUGGUGAACGCCCUCUGUCGUUUGAUGCGCUACCUCAAAGAGACUGAAAUGCAGCUACAUGAGAAAGAUAUGAUGAGGCAGCAGCAGGAGAAGAUGUUGAAUGAACACAGAGAACUGAUUGAUGCUCUGACUGCUGAAGUUCUUCAAGUAAGGGAAGAAAACGUUACUAUGCAGAAGAAGCUUCAGCAGUACAUGACAGUAACAGAUCAAAAGCUGAUGUGUCUCAUACAAGCAUUUAAAGGCCUCCCUUUGGUAGAACCUGAAAGAGAACAAAGUCCAAAACAUUUUGGAACUGAAAGCAGAGGCCCAGCAAACAGCCAAGAAAAACCUGAUUUGACCUACUCUGAGCCCAGGAUUGAUGUGGGCAAUAGGGAAAAUAUGCUAAAAUUUCCACAGGAAGAACUUCAUUUCACGCUUUGCCCAGGGCCAGGUGUCUCAGGUGAUAUGAGACCAGGUAGAAGCUGUCCAGCUCACAUCUUCCAGCCAGCUGUGCUGUUGUCCCCACCACAGCAGAAGAGCAGUAAGGAAUUGUCUUCCCUCCAGAACGUUUUUGCAGCCAUUUCACAGUCUACUGAAAGAGAGCCAUGCAAAGAAAGGAGCAUACCUUCCUCCCUGAGGACACAGAGCACAACUGAGGAAAACUGCCCCAUCUCUCGGAGGCAACCAAUUCCUCCUGCAGACAAAGACUUGGAGGGUUCCCACAAGAAAAUCAAUCUCUCCUGCCCAGGUGAUGCUGGGAAAAACAGUGCAGCUGAAGAGUUCCUUCAAAAUGGUGAUCUGCUGGGACAGAUAGCUGAGCUCACACGGCAGAAUGCUCUAAUUAAAGCUCAACUGAGCAAAUUCAGAGGUGUCCCUGGAGACAAAAGUGAUUGUCUACAUCAGCCAGACCUGACACAAAAUCCUAGUUCAGACUCUUCACAAGGACAGAGUCAUCUCACGGUAUCACGAUGCUUGGAGGAAAGAAUAGCAGAGCUGAAUCGUCAGAGUACAGAAGCACGGGAUAAACUAUUGCAGUUGAUAGACCAGCAGAAAUCAGCUGUUGCUGACAUGGUCCCUCCAGUGCUGUCUCCGGUUCCAACCCCAUCCCUGAAUUGCACUGAAAAUUCAAGGACAGUUGAAGUGUCUGUUCCCGUAGCAGUGGCUGUGGACAGCUCCAAGGAUGACAGUAUUCCCCAUGCCAGUAUGACCAGUAUAAGAAGGUCUGUAGGAGACUCCAGCAAACCUUUUUCAGCUUUAAGUGCCAUGUCAGACAGUGCCAAAUUAACUUCUGUCAGCCAAAGACCAAAGGUAGAAAAGCAGAAAGAAGAAGGAUGGUUUGCAUUGUCAAUGCACGUUAUGUAAAGGAAGCUGAGCUCAAGUCCUGUAUUUUUAAAAUGUUUUUUAAUGAACUACAAAUAAAUCGCAAUCUCUCCCUACAGAUGUACAGUUUAACUGUGAAGUGUUUUCAUGUCAGUGCCAUUAAUAUGUAAAGGUCCACGUGCUUAUUGUAUUUGUGCCCUACAGAGCACUCUAGGAAGCCCUGGGAAUGAGUUUCUGAGCUGGACACACUGCUGUGAUCUUACACCUUUUCACCGAAAAAUAUCCUUCAUCAGGUGGGAAACUCAGGCUGCUGCAGCUUUACAAGUGAGCACCUUGAUACCUCUGUUAGGUAUGCUGAAGGCAGGAUGUUUUAGAAAUUGCCUGUGAAACUUUCUGGAGCAUUGAUAUGGGAGUAAAAUAUCAGGAAGAACUGAGUUGAGGGAAGAUACCUGUGUUGAAAAGGAGCUUGGAGAUUAGGAAGCCAGUCUGUUUCUGGUCGAUAAAGAUUUGCAUCAGAAAGAAUUCGUUCCUUCUGUGGUUUACAGUUGCUCCCAAAAGUUGUGUUUUCUGUGCAGUUAACAUGUUAGAGACUGCAUCUGGAGGAUCGCUUUUCAAAAAUCUCAUUUAA